AUGAUUCGCGCCGGCCGCGGAAUCGCAGUUGUUCUCCGCAAAAGUCGAGUUUGUGGGCUCAAAUCACUACAGGUUUAAUUGUAUCCUAUUAUUCUCUUGUUAUGAAAAGUACACAAAGCUUUUCAUUUAGAUCGACUGAGAAAAACAAUUUUUUUACAUUGCCAAACUUCAUUUUUCGAAUAGACUGUAAAAUCAAUCAAAAUUUUUAUCUUACCUUGAAAAAAUCCGACUCGACUCAAAAUGAGAGAAGUCUAAAUUUUGACCACCAGGACCGAUUUCAUAAAAAAUCACAAAGUAAUAAAGUUUUUCCAGGUCCGAAAAGCCUCCUCAAUCAUUACGCCCUACCACAGACUAAGUCCCAUCACAUCUGUUGGAAACGUCCCAAUCGGCGACUCAAACGGCAAUUUUUCGUAAGUUUAAAAGUCUUCAAAAUGGAAAAGCUACAGUUUCAAGUCAUUCCAGAACCAAAACAAGACAAAAACACACAGUUUUGAACACUCGAGGGGAUUUGAAAAAUGCGCAAAGGAUUGUGGUGAAACUGGGAAGUGCGGUUAUCACAAGAGAAGAUGAGUGCGGUCUCGCCUUGGGCCGUCUUGCUUCUAUCGUUGAACAGGUAUUUUCUAUAUUCAAAUUUUGAUUCAGCAGAAAGUAGGUUUUGAAGUGAAAAGUCACCUAGAUCGAUGUUUUGAAAUUUUUAAAAGGAAAAGAAAAAAGAAGAAGUUAUUGAACUAUCGGUAGCAAAAGGGUGACUUUGAAGUUUUCAUGAAAGUUCAUGAUUCUAAAAGUUUUUGUACAAUGUUUAACAGAAAAACGGGCUGCGGUUCCUAUCUAGGUUCUGAACGUUGCUUUUUAAUGCCAUUCCUAAGCUUUCGAAAUGCCGACAGGCGGAAAUCGUUUAGGGUCGGACGCUUCAUGCAAAUAAUCGCCUUGCAGCUUUCUUUUUAUCUUUCUAUGAAAUUAACGUUGUGAAUUAACUAUAUUCGAUUAUGUCUUUUUUUAGUUUUUUUACCAUCAAACUAUUGACAUUCAUUGUUUUUUAAACUUCUAAACUUUUUUUGAAUCAAAAAGUCGAAAUAGAGAAAAAUUAAAAAAAGGAUUUUUUUCAAAAAGAUUAUCCAAUAAUGGCAUGCAAACCAUUUUUCGAUGAACUUCCUGUUGAAAGAAGUCCAAGAUUUUGUCCGUAGAAUUUUUUGAAUAAAACCAAACUAGACUGAACUUGCUUUCUGAAGUUUUCAAAGCUCGUCAGAAACCUAAAAUAUCUUCAAGCGUGAUAUAUUUAAUCUUCUCAACCCUAAUCCUAUUCUGAAGCAGAUCUGCGUAAAACUAGAGUGAGAGUUAAAGUUUAUCUUCUUGUUUUGCUACUCCUCCAAAAAUCUGCGUAAUAAAAGAAACCCAACCGAACCACGUUGUUUCAAGCUUUAAUCUUGGUGUGACGACACGAAAACUAGCUUCUAAUCCGGUUUCAAAGCAAAUGCGGAAGCAGAUUAGGUUGUAAGGUUUCACGCUUCGACUCCUACGCUUUAUUUCAGCGAAAUACACUUUUUUGGGAAAGGGGUUACUAAUAUUAAUACUCAAACAAGCCAUAGUGUUUCCGCAAUCUUGAAUUAGAUUUGCCGACGUAAAUUUUCUUGCAAAUGCGAACAAUAUUUAUAAACUUGAGUAGGAGGAAAAAACAAAGUUUUAUGAAUGGGGGUUGUAGAAAUUCCCUCGAUUUGCUUAUUUCAUAAAGUUUUAAGAAGAAAGAAUUCAUUUUUUUAUUCUUAAAAAUGUGGAAAAAGUUAUUUUUAGAACCAAAAAAUGAUUCCAUCUUUUUUUAUGGAAGAUCUCCUGGAAAUUAAUAAGUGCUAUCAAGAGAAAACUCUGGAAAAGGUUUUUGUUAAAUAUAUUGAAGAAAAUAGAUUUUUGGAAAAAUAACUUUGCUGUUUCGAAGCUGAAAUCCUACUAUUUCCCAAAUUCAGGUCUCCGUCCUGCAACAAUCCGGCAGACAGAUGCUGAUGGUCUCAUCUGGCGCCGUCGCUUUUGGAAGACAGAAACUCCGUCAGGAACUUGUUAUGAGCAUGAGCAUGAGGCAAACGCUCCGGUCAGUACUUCUGACCUUUCUGGACACCUUUUUUUUCGUAUCCUUUGAAAAAGAAGACCUUUUUCAGAGGUCCUUCUGGAAUGCAAGCUGAUAAGAGAGCUUGUGCCGCUUCUGGGAUGCCAGGUCUCAUGUCUCUUUAUGAGCAACUCUUCCAGCAGUAUGGCAUCACGGUUGCUCAGGUUAGCUAACGAUUGAUUGCAACUCAAAUACUUCGCAAACCUUUCAAUAAGGGACAAAAGAAAUUCCGCAGCUAGAAAAUAUGAUGCAAAUAAAUACCGAGAAGUUUUUUCGUUUUUUUUUCCCAAUUUUAUUUUUACUUUGUUCUGGGGGCUUUUCACAAUCUUCACGAUUUUAAAACACAAAAGUUAAAUAGAGUCUCAUACUACACUACGAAAAAAAGUGCAAAGAGCUCUGGUAGCUUGAAUGAGGAAUCUCGAAAAUAAACGUCUAAAGUAGACUACACUGCCUUCUUUUCAUAGUUUAGAAAGGAAGUGAUAGCAGAGAUUUGAUCUAGAGAGUGGGAGCUCGAAGAUUAAAGGUCCCUUUUCUUUCUACGUUUCAUUUUUUGAGACUUUAUGAUCAUGGCAGAUCAUAAAGUCUCAAAAAAUGACAUAAACCCAAAAAGUUCUCAUGAUAAAAUUUUCAAUUAAAAAAAAAGCGAAGCAACCGGAAAGUUUAGAAAAGUCCCAAUGAAAAUCUGCCUGUUUCAGGUUCUUCUGACUAAGCCAGAUAUCGAUGACCCACAGAGACGCAAGAACCUUCAAGCCACUAUUGAAAGCCUUCUUUCCCUUAACAUCAUUCCAAUCGUCAAUGCCAACGACGCCGUGGCUCCAGAUCCAAAACUCAACAUGGUAAUUUCAUCACGCACUACUUUUCCAUUCAGCUUGAAAGGUGUAGAAUGCAAAAAAAUUGUGAAAACAUAGCCUUCAAUAAUAAUUUUGUCUAGGUUUUCUAAGAUCCUUGUGAAAAUUCUGUUUUUUACCGAUGAAUUUACACCUAAUUCGGGUGGGGAAAAUUACAGUACAAAUUCCAACAGAAGCCUCGUUAUCUUGACACUUUCAGCACAUUUCUGAUAACGACUCGCUCGCCGCAAGACUUUCGGCCGAAAUCGAAGCCGAACUCCUUAUCAUCCUCUCAAAUGUCAAUGGUGUUUACACAGGUGAUUGGUCAAGAAUACUUCUGUUUUCAUUGAGUUUCAAUUUGAUUUUUGAGGUCCUCCUGAUCUUGAAGGGUCUCGGCUUCUUCAUACCUAUGUGCCGACUGAGAAUUCUGGAGUCGCUUUUGGAGCCAACAGCAAGUUCGGCACUGGCGGCAUGGAGAGCAAGGUAAAGGGAAUAGUAUAAUAAUCGCGAAUACGAGAAAAAUUGGCGAGAACCAAACAAUGUGGAAAAAUGGGGAAAAAUCAAGGGGAAGGUUCUUUUAACGCGCGAUGUGUAACCGAGAUUUAAUUUAAUCCCUCAUGAAAAAAUAUUUGGAAAUAUUUGAUACAAAAUAAGAUAAGAAAUAAGAUUCUAAAAACCCAAUUUCAACUUUGAAUUUGAUUUCUUUGGAACUUCCGCCUUUUCCGUUCUGAAUUUAGUUUGAUCACGUUGGUCUUGUUACUUUGGAGUCACGUUCCUCCUAAAUGACCGUUUAUGGCGGGAUUUCCUCCCCGUAGAGCUAAUUAGAGCUUAGCGUAAUGGCUUAAUUUCACGGGGGUCUCGUGGAUAUUUUGGGCGGUACCUCAUGAAUUCAGAAUUUUAUGAAUUUUUCGAGGGGGAGACAGCUUAAGUAAAAAAAUCAAUCUUUGAAUAUACGAAAAUAUUGACGAUUUCGAAAAAAAAUUCUCAAAGAAGCAAAGGGAGAACUUCGAAGUUUUCGACUGCAAAUACUUCUUCCUUAAAGGCAUAGGGGCAGUAAAAAACGGUGUUUCAGUUCAAAGCAGUAAUUUGUAGAGCUUUUCAUUGCGAAUCGAACGGUGAACUUGGAAACGUACAUUAGUUCCUAGUUUUGAAGAAAAAAUAAUUCAAAGUCGGAGAAAGGAAAGCUUGAGUUCCCGCGAAAAGGGCACUUUGCAGUAAAGUUGCUCUAUGGACAACAGGCUUCGCCACUUUUCGCAUUUUCGCUUUUUUCUUCGUUUCUUUCAAAUUUUAAUUUUUUCUGUUGUCACCAAAGUUCUUUUUGUCACAAAAUCUUUAUAUUCAUGUUAAAUUUGCAAACUUUGAUCGCAAAAAUGCUUCUCUUGUGAAAAAUGAUGAUUUUACACAGGUUUCGAUGGGGAUAGCGAUAUUUUGUGUUUUCUUUAUUAUCAAUGUGUGUUUUCUGUUUUCUUAAUUGAUUUUUCAGAGAAGAAACCCUUAAUUUGAAGCAGAUAUCCGGUUAUUUCUCCCAAAAUGCGAGUCUAAUGAGACGUCCGCAACAUCGCGUGCACGGCUACUGUAAACAUUUGUCUGUAUACCGAUCCAAAGCUUUUUUCAAAAUUAAAGGCGGGAAAGUAAAAUCGCGUUUUUUUUCUAAAGUUGUCACAUCUGUAAUUUUUUUGAGUACACCAUUCGAUUCGCAAAGAAAAACUGUAUAAGAUACCGCUUUCACCUGAAACCCCAUUUUUUACUGCCCCUAUGCCUUUAACGAAAAACUAAAAAUUUCAGGUCAAUGCUUGCGUGCACGCCCUGGAAAAUGGUGUGACAACUGUGAUCACAAACGGUCUGACUCAAAAUGCCAUUACUGACGCUGUGGCUGGAAAGAAAAUGGGAACGAUGUUCUGCAGAACUCAUCGAUAUGAGGGACCCCCAAUCGAGGAAGUCGCCACAAAAUGUACUUUUUCUGGUGAAAAAAUACAGAAUUAUUCGUAAUUUGAGGCCGUGACUCUGGCCGACAGCUGGCUGCUCUUUCCAACAAGGAGAGAUCGGCCAUGGUCCGACAUUUGGCGGGUUUGUUGGUGGCUCGGGAACAAGAUAUCAUGGAAGCGAAUCGAUUGGAUCUUAACAAUGCUAAGGCUAAUGGUGAGUAAGCAAUAGAAUUUGGAAAAUCAACGUUCAAGAGGAAAAUCUAACAAGUUUUGAAACCUUCCUUCAUUAUCAAUUCUGAAGUUUUCGAUAGUCAUGAGAUAUUUAAAAUAUUCCCCAAAAAAAACUUUUUUUAUUUAAGCUUCCUAUGAUUUAUCAAAGUUUUUCAAAUACAUUUUUUUAAAAUUAUGUAGAUUUUGUUAGAAUUGUAGAAAUAUCGUCAUUUUUCUUAAAAAUCCUCCAUUCAUUAACUUCUAGGCCUCGAGCCUCAACUCUUGAACCGCCUAAAAAUGACAAAAGCCAAGCUUGCUGACCUUCACAGCGGACUCAAUAUGAUUGCUGAGUCUGCAGAAACCCUUAUUGGUAGAGUUCUCAGAAAGGUAAAACAAAAAGAGAAGUUAAACAGUAAAUUUGAAAUUUUCUCAGGUCAAAGUCUCCAAUGAUUUGUACUUGGAACAAGUCACAGUGCCGAUUGGCAGUCUCAUGGUUAUUUUCGAAUCUCGUCCAGAUUGCCUGCCUCAGGUCAUUUUUCGUUAUUUCCUCACGAUUCAACGGUUGAAUUUUAGGUUGCCUCACUUGCAAUGGCAUCUGGAAAUUCUCUCCUUCUCAAGGGAGGGAAAGAAGCUGAAGAGAGCAACAGAAUGUUGCACAGCAUUGUUCAAGUGAGUCAUGGUGAUGAUUGCUCAGAAUAAUUAGAGGAUUAUUUUAGGAAGCUCUCGGAACACAUGGAUAUGAUAUGAGAGACGCUGUCACUUUGGUCAGGAACCGUGAAGACGUUGCAGAACUCUUGCAGCUCAAGGUGUCUAUUUAUAAAUUAUAAUAGUUUUGUUUGCACUUUUGUCUAGUCAUCUCGGAAGUGUCAGUUUCAGAGUCCAAAACGGAUGUUUUGAACGAGUUUCAAACUAUAAGCGGAAGGAACUUUUUAAAAAUGUAAAUGACGUGAAUUUUUCUAUCAACAGGUGUUGAAAAAAAGUUUCAAAUUAAAAUUAAUUCUACUUUUUUCAAAAUAUUUUGGCUCAAAGGUGGAACUCGACGAAAUUCAAGAAAAAUCUCUUUGUGCUGUGAUCUGGGCACUCCGAAGGGCACCUUAGCAAAAUUUUGCCAAACAUAAAGUUUGAUCUUUUAGACUUUUGUUCUGAAAAACUAAUUUUUGAGAGGAAACUUUUUAACAACGUCUCCAUAAUCCCAUUGGAGUUAUAAAAUUUUUAAUUUUUUUGAAAUCCCCCAAGAGGUCAUCGUCCGGUAGAGAAAGUCCGGUAGCCAUUUUGGACCUUGAUAAUUGACUAAUUUAAAGCAUUUUUGAUUUUUACUGAAAGAGAAGACUUUGAAGCAAAGUUUUCAAUGCAGCUUGCUCCAAAAAAAGAUUUUUUUCAGGAAAAUGAAACAAAUUUCAGGAUCUCAUUGACCUGGUCAUUCCACGAGGAUCUUCGGAUCUCGUCCGAACAAUGCAAGAAAAAAGCAAAGGAAUUCCUGUUUUGGGACAUGCCGAGGGCGUCUGUCAUGUCUACAUCGAUAAAGACUGCGAUGAGCAGGUCAGUCAUUUCCUAACGUUUUUUUAACAAAUUUCCAAACUCCAUCCUGUUCCUCCUGUCUUCUGCAGCAACACAUUUCGUGACAUCAAAGGAAGUCGUUUCAUAAACAAUUUUUUCGAACUAAACUAAGCACUAAGCAAGGGAAAUUUCAAAUUCUUGUUUUCUUUUAAAAGUACUUUCAAAAGAAGGCAAGAGAAAAUAAACUUGAAGUACAAAGUUUUAAUUGAGGAAAUUUGUAUGCUAACGUUUUCGAAAGAACGAUGCAGCCCGAAAAUUCAACCAUUGGGGAACUUUCGUAGCUUUUAGGGGUUCCUUAUUAUUUUCAGAUGAAGAUUUCUGAUUUUUUAAACUUGAAGAAAACAAGAUAGAAAAAAACUGAGUUUUAAGAAGUUCGUGAUGAAGAGAAGGAAACUUCAAUCUACCUGAGCUUUAAUUCGUCUUUCAAUAUGCAUGCCGGACUCAAAACGGUUUAGGCAUGAGAUAGUCAGAAAACUUCUAGAAAAUACUUCAUGUAAAGUCGGCUGUUAAUUAAUUAUUAGAGCCACACGAACGUGAGUCUUUGAGCCGUUCCCCGUGUGGUCAAGACAUGUCAAAUUGUGUGAAAGCAACUUUUUCACAUUUCUUAGCAUUAGAAAGCGUUUUUUUAAAACCAAUAUUUUCAUCCUCACUUGAGUGCUCGCACAAUUUUAUUUUGCAGUUGCGUGAUGAAAAUAUAAACUAUGAUAUCCCUAAAAAGAAAGUAUAACUAAAUACCAAGAUAUUUUUCAGAUGGCUAUCGAAAUCGUCCGAGAUUCCAAGUGCGACUACCCAUCAGCUUGCAAUGCCGUUGAAACCAUCUUGAUCCACAAAGAUUUGGCCACGACUCCGUUCUUCGACCAACUUUGCGCCAUGUUUAAGGUGGGACAUUUUCUCAUUUUUGACUUUUAAUCAUUUUAAACUUAAUUAGAUGUUAAUCUCUCAUUAAAAGUUUUUCAGACUGAAGGAGUGAAACUUCAUGCCGGACCUAAACUGACUUCUCUUCUUAAAUUCGCUCCACCACCAGCAGAGAGUUUGAGCUUUGAGUAUGGAGCUCUGGAAUGCACUCUCGAGGUUUUUGAAGCGGAAAAUAUGAAUCUUUGACAAUUUGCGGAAGUUCAGGUCGUUGACAACGUUGAAGAAGCCGAGGCACACAUUAUUCGAUAUGGCUCUGGUCACACUGAGAGCAUCAUCACUAACAAUAGUGAGUUCAAACUUGAUUCAAAAUUACUCAUUUCUGAAUUUAGAUGACGUUGCUGAGCACUUCUUGAAGCACGUUGAAAGUGCCUGCGCCUUCCACAACGCUUCUACGAGAUUUGCUGACGGCUACCGAUUCGGGCUUGGUUAGUUUUUUCGUUUUUCAAAUUAUCAGCCUUUUUCGAGUCAUCAUAGUAAGAUUAAAUGAAAUAAUUUGAAGAUAUAUAACAGUUCGUAAAGGUACAGAUUUUUUCACUAAUGUGUUAACAAUACAUUUUUUUAGCCAUUUCAUCUUACAGGAGCCGAAGUUGGAAUUUCAACUGGAAGAAUCCACGCCAGAGGUCCGGUCGGAGUUGAAGGACUUUUGACGACAAAAUGGGUCCUGCGAGGAGACGGUCAUUGUGUGCGUGACUUCAAGGAGGUGAGAAUUGUUUAAAAAAUUCAAAAAAAAAAUCACAAUUAACUUGAGUCAGGCAUUAUAAAUAUUGAGAAAUACGCUAAUUUUCAUGCUUUCGAAGGAAAAUGUUUCGCAAAAAAAGUUUCGAGACAACUUUUAGGAAAAAAGUAAAUGUUUUCAUGACUUUUUCAUCAUUUUGGUCAAAGAUCUCGUUGACUUAAAAAAGUGCGGAUUGGAGAAAUCGUAGAAAGACAAUUUUGGUCGUAAAGCAAUUGAACGUUUCCAGCUUUCAUUCUCAAUUUUAAGGCCUCUGUGAAUGGAGUCUAAAUAAAGAUGUGAAUAUAUUUCUGCUUGGAUUUUCUCUUUUCAUCAAUAUACUUCAGAACGGCAAAUUCUCCUACAUCCACGAACUGAUCAACCCUCAAGAAGUCUAUCGUCAGCUUGAAGUUCCAAAAGCGAGCCUCGCCUGAAUUAACUUAUCCUGUACCCUCACAAAUGUAUCUGGUCUAUUUAAAUCUUUGUAUACUUGCCAAGCUCCAAUUAAUUUAUUUUUGGUGUCAUUAUUUGUAAUAAAUGAACGGUUUCUCAAUUGUUGGAUUUUUGAGAAAGAAGUGAAUGCUGACUGAUUCAUCGCGCAAAUAGAAAUCGUUUUUCGGAUACGUUUGAGAAGAUCGCCUUGGCUUGGUAGAUGUUGACUUUGCCAACCUUUGGCCUCGGUCAUUGAUAUAAAGGAAGGAAGUUUGAGAGCUUUCGCGUCAUUUUAUGAUUCGGUUCUUUGGUUAUCAUACAAUGUUCAGAUUUUCCUAUUUUCGGUGGUUUUCAGAAGGUCAGAAGCUGAACAUUGCUUCAAAAAUAGGCUUUUCAAAGUAGGACUAGGAGCUUCUUCUAUCCGUCUCGACAAUUGAAAAAAUUUUUCAAAGGGCUUCAUACGAUUAAAAAAAACCGUUUUUCAUAUUUUCUGUAACACUAUGAAACCUUUCUAUUUUUUUAUUUUCUCAGAAAUGCGUAGAAUCGGAAAACUCGAGUUUUCUGAACCUAUAAUGUAGAAUAAUCCAUACUUUCAUUAACCAUCAUUUCUUGCCUUUUUUUAAGACUAUAACUUCAAAAAAACGGUCAUUUCUUAGCUUUCUUGCACUUCUCUACCAAAUAAAAAGUCUGAAGAUGAAUUUUUAAAAUAAAAUUCACCGGUCAAUUAGUGUCCAAAACUAGUAGAAAUGUCUCAAAUAUUCAAAUUAUCUUCCAAUCAUUUUUACACCAUGAUAUUCCAGGCAUGCAAGAGAAAUUCGUCAUCAUCUUUUUGCUAUCCUUCCUCUUCGGAACUCAAGCUGAUGGGGACAUGUGCUCGAUAAAUAACAAUGACCUUCGACGAGCUCUUUCUCUCUUCACCGACCCCAUUUGCAGCGCGUGGUGCCAAAUAAGGGUAGGCAUACAUUGAAAAAAACUUCAUUUUCGAAUCUUAGGAGAGAAUGAAAAAAAACUCAAAGGAUUGCGGUGUGAACAUGAGAAUUACAAUGAGAAGGAGAACAGCUUUCAUGUUUUGCGUCUUCGGAAAUUGGUGCAAAACACUAGGAAACAUAAAUAUUUGCCUUGGACCGAUUUUCGAGCUUCUUGGUGUUCACAAGCAGGCGGUGGCGAAAAAAAAAAUAUUGCUCAUUUUGAACCAAAACUUGGAAAAAAUAAACAUUGCGGUCAAAAAUAACUUUUUUUUUGAUUUAUUUUCAAAUAAAAUAAAAAAAAACCACAAACUCAGAAGAACUGUAAUUUUACGGCAAAGUUUCGGUUUAGAAAAGCAUAAAUUUUCAUUUCGUUUUGAGCAUCAUAUAAUUUUAUUCAAACCUAUCGAAAACACUGUCAUACGCAACAUAUAAAAAUUUUGGUACCUGCUGAAUUUUUUAUUCCAAGUUAUAGUCAAAUAACCAAAUGGGCACAAUUUUUUAGCCAGCAGUGUACCUUGAGUUCAAAAAAGGUAGAAGUGAAAUUAGCGUCAUUUCUGAGACCUCUCUAUAAAACAUUUUCUGAUGGAUUACACACUUUGUAACUGAACUUCAGGCGUGUGGCGCUGGAGCGUGUCGACCGGUCUCCGAAAUCAACGGAAAUAGAAACAUCCGAUGCGUCUGCGAGCAGUGCGGCAAUAACUAUGAGAGCGUUUCCUACCCGAACAGCAACGACAACGAUAACUUUUACAACCGAGGAAACGAUCAGUACAACUCUGGAAACGAUUAUAACUCUCGGAACCCCAAUAAUAACUACCCUUCAAACUAUAGAGGAGGUUCUCAAAAACUCGAUCAGUCCCCAGAUGACAUGAUGGAACAAUUCUUCACCCCUUUGACCUAUGAACGUCAAGCAGGUUAUGAUGACCGAAAUAACUGA
Caenorhabditis auriculariae is the source of this 10575-nucleotide messenger RNA. Lineage: Eukaryota; Metazoa; Nematoda; Chromadorea; Rhabditida; Rhabditidae. The record is from the annotation of a GenBank genome assembly.